CUAUAAAACGCCUCUCCCCAGAGUAGAGGGGCCAGAGGAGUAAAGCUGGUCAUUCAGAUUGGAACCUAUUAGAUCCUCACUUGUUCUUGACGGAGUAUUUCAACAGAUCGUUUCGUGUUGCGUUAUACUACAGACGGGACUAUGAUGAUCCCAAGCGUCCUUGCGCCUAAUGCGAUGUACCCAGGCCUUUACCGCCCCUCCGCAGCCUUGCCGCUCCACCAGUCCCUUCAGAACGCGUUUCCAACCCACUCCAGCUUCCUAGUGGAGGACCUGCUGCGGAUAAGCAGGCCGGCGGGGUACCACCUCAGCCGGACGCUCCCCUCAGCAAGCGUCUCCCCGGCGACAACCACCACCACCAUGUCCUUCAGUGCCAUGCCACAGGAGCGCAUCGUCUCUCCAACUGCCUUGACGCGUGAAUCAUGCUCGCCGAAAACGUCACAACCGAGCAGUAAAGACCCAACUUAUCUUAAGUUUGGAGUCAGCGCAAUCCUUGCACCAUCACCAAAGACCGCAUCGUUGCCACCCGCCAUCCACCACAGUAUGCACCCCAAGGCUUUCUCUCUCCCCUACUUCGACGGAUCCUUCCACCCCGCCUUCUUCAGGACUACAUAUUUCCCAGCAUCUUCAUCGGUCGUGCCCAUCCCCGGGACCUUCUCUUGGCCACUGGCCAACAGAGGAAAGCCGAGGAGAGGGAUGCUCAGACGGGCAGUGUUCUCUGACGUGCAGCGCAAAGCUCUGGAGAAGAUGUUCCAGAAACAGAAAUACAUCAGCAAACCAGACAGAAAGAAGCUGGCCUCAAAGCUCGGUCUCAAAGACUCGCAGGUUAAAAUCUGGUUCCAGAACCGCAGAAUGAAGUGGAGGAACUCUAAAGAGAGGGAGCUCCUGUCGUCAGGAGGUUGUCGCGAGCAGACCCUGCCCACCAAAACUAACCCACACCCAGACCUCAGCGACGUCGGCAAGAAGUCCUCCGCGGAGGAAGAGGAGGAGGACGAGAUGGAAGAGGACCCAUUCGGCGCUAGAGGCGCGCCUGGCCUUUGCCAUGCCCCCACCGCGGGGCGCGGCGGAUCGAACCUCUCGUCGCCAUCUCUCUCCAGCAAGCACUCGGAAUUUUCAGAAUCGGAUGAAGAAGAGAUCACAGUUUCUUAAUUUAUUUAUAAAAACUCAAAGAUAUGUUUAUAAAAUGGUUAUCCACAGAUGAACUGUACCUAUGUGACCAGGUUAGCAAGAGGCAGUAUCCCUUAAUUUAGGCCCAACUAGUAAGAAUAAAUGUAUUUCUUUCAUAUUCCAAUUUUUUUUUAAACAAUGAACUUCUGUCAAAUCAAUUUAGGCUACAUCCCUGAUUAUUUAUUUUUAAAAUAACUGCAGGGUUUAUUUUAUAGGAAGGCCCUAAGGAAGAUUUGGUUGGUGGGCCCCCACCAAGAGGGCAAUUUCCUUUUAGUGGCCCCCCUCUUGACAGCAGAGACGUUUUAAAGUCAAUUUAUUGCAAUUCUACACAGUUUGCCAUGUGGCAUAUGGAAAAUGUUGCAGUUUUAAAGCAAGUUUGCAGCAGUUCUACAC
Messenger RNA from Coregonus clupeaformis (lake whitefish), 1557 nucleotides. Its product is annotated as homeobox protein DBX1-A-like. Gene Ontology annotation, biological process: cell differentiation in spinal cord; regulation of transcription by RNA polymerase II. NCBI's taxonomy places the organism in Eukaryota, Metazoa, Chordata, Actinopteri, Salmoniformes, Salmonidae. The record is from RefSeq and is a predicted model, not a curated record. Gene Ontology annotation, molecular function: DNA-binding transcription factor activity, RNA polymerase II-specific; DNA binding. The transcript is spliced from 4 exons. Bases 142 to 1146 code for a protein of 334 amino acids.